GCCGCUCUCCUCCUCCGCGUGGUGUGACCUGAGCCGUCUCCCUUAAGGCUUUUCUUUUCCCCGCUGCGGGCCGGGAGCCUCUGCCGCCUGGGUACCCCCAUCCUACUCUGUGGCGCCCCACAUCUCCCCCACCCCCGGGGGCCUUUCCUGCAUUUCCUCGGCGGUGCGUUGGUUCGGGGGACUUUCUAUUUGUUUUCUCCUCUUUCCUCUUUGUUGCUCUAAAACCGGCCUCUCCGAAGCCCCUCCACUCCGAAGGGAGUUCGACUUCUGGAGAAAGGCGGCUGCUGCGGACUGCACCGGCCCCACCUGCGGAUCCGCGAGGGGCCAGCGAGCCGGUGCGCUCACCCGCCGCCUGCGUUCGUCCGCCGUGGGAAGCCCGCCACGAGUUCAUUGAUGCACCCAUUCCAGUGGUGUAACGGCUCUAUAUUGACCUGCUCUCUUUCCAGCUAUAACUUGGCUGCCACCAUGACAGGGUGUUUCUGUGGCCUGGGACUGGUUAGUACUAACAAGUCCUGCUCAAUGCCACCCAUCAGUUUCCAAGACCUUCCUCUGAACAUCUACAUGGUCAUCUUUGGUACAGGCAUCUUUGUCUUCAUGCUCAGCCUCAUCUUCUGCUGUUACUUCAUCAGCAAACUGCGGAACCAGGCGCAGAGCGAACGAUACGGAUAUAAGGAGGUGGUGCUUAAAGGGGAUGCCAAGAAGUCACAAUUAUAUGGGCAGACCUGUGCAGUCUGUCUGGAAGACUUCAAGGGGAAGGAUGAGCUAGGUGUGCUCCCGUGCCAACAUGCUUUUCAUCGGAAGUGUCUGGUGAAGUGGCUAGAAGUACGCUGCGUCUGCCCCAUGUGUAACAAGCCCAUCGCUGGCCCCUCCGAGGCCACUCAGAGCAUCGGAAUCCUAUUGGAUGAGCUGGUGUGAGGGCUGCCUUUACAUCAGGCCUGGAGAAGACGUCUUGCCUCAUGGGUGCCUGGUCCCUCUGCAUAGCUGCAAUGAACAAGACUGUUGGGUGAUAAUGGUCAUGCCUACCUGAAAUGGUCAUGCCUACCUGAAGGGGAGGUAGUAUAGGGCUGGUCUCCCACCAUCAGUGAGAGGCCAGACUUGCCCCUCCUUCCUGCCUCCUGAAGUCUUCUUCCCUGCUACUCAGUACUGAAAGCAUCACCCAUCAAGACCAAUGUAUCCUGGUACUGGAUGAUUUCCCUGCCUGUCCCUGCUCUGGGGGAAGAAUCACCCUUGGAGCACACAGUAGAGAUAGAGACCGUAUGACCACAAAGCCCUAGAAGAAGGGAUGAGAUGGGCUCUGUCCUCCCCUGCCCCCCACUCCUUCCAUCAGAAGGUUAGCAGGGAAGAAAGGAAGAAAAGGUCAAGGAACCAAGUACCUCCAGUGGAAGUGAGGGAGGGUCUGUAGGAAAUUAGGAAGAGCAGGGACAUAUAAAAGCAAAGUCAAUGUUUACAUGGGAACUAUGGAAUCAAAGGCUGGCUGGCCAGCCUGGCUACAGGGUAAGGAGGGCCCUCCCUCCCCCUGCUAGGGUCUGAGGUGCUACCCACUCACUCUCUCCCUCCGUCAAUCUCGGAGCUUCCUAAGUCCACAUCGGAGUCUGAGUGCCCCCCAGAGGAAGGGCUUGUUCUACACUCAAAUGGAUUUCCAGGGGCUUUUUCUAAAGGAGCAAAAGGGGCCUGGGGAAGGGGGUGUCUGAAGGUAAAGACAGCGACACCUUCUUCCCCCUUGUAAAUAGUAUUUUUAUACUUCAUCCUCACCAUCUCAGGAUUUAUAUAUGGAAUGGAGGGGGUGGGGGUUUCCGUUCCUCCCCAGAGUGGGUGAGGGUGGGAGAAGGUAUGUAUUUAAAGAAAAUUAAAUUUAAU
Molecule: messenger RNA, 1857 nt
Organism: Eptesicus fuscus (big brown bat)
Lineage: Eukaryota; Metazoa; Chordata; Mammalia; Chiroptera; Vespertilionidae
Gene: RNF122
Product: ring finger protein 122
Exons: 7
Coding region: 394-915 (173 amino acids)
Source: RefSeq, a predicted model, not a curated record